This is a messenger RNA of Mangifera indica (mango), 1505 nucleotides long. RefSeq lists its product as uncharacterized. NCBI's taxonomy places the organism in Eukaryota, Viridiplantae, Streptophyta, Magnoliopsida, Sapindales, Anacardiaceae. The transcript is spliced from 3 exons. Bases 269 to 1219 code for a protein of 316 amino acids. The record is from RefSeq and is a predicted model, not a curated record.
CUGCGAAGUUUCUCAUUUCCAGGAUCAGACUUGAAGAUCCCCUCUAGCUUCUGUUUGCGCGUUUUGUCCUCUCAAACCCUAACCCUAAAGCCACCCUCUUGUCCCGAUCUGAACAAGAUUUGCGCGGGAAAAUUACUUGUAUCUUUACUAAAACCUUGAUACCGUCUCUCUUGGCCGAUUAAAUUUUAGCUUUAAGUUGGAUUCGAUUACUUUCUUCUGACAGAUCUUGAAUUCUUUCACACGAAAUUGCGCUUUGUCCGCUUGAGCGAUGUCUCGUUGCUUCCCGUAUCCUCCACCGGGAUAUGUGAAGAAUGGUAUUCGUGAUGAGGCUCUGAUCGAAUCGAUCAAGCUCCAACGCUCUGGAGAGAAGGCCAAGAAGGAAAGGAAAGGAAGGAAGAAAGAUAAAAAACGGGAGAAAAAAGAAAAGGAAAAGGUUGGGGGAAGUGGAGCGGUUGAAAGUAAGAAGCACAGACAUAAAAAAAGGCACAAGGAUGACAGGAACCUAGAAGAUCAGAAAGGAGGAGGCCUUCAAAAGGAAACAGAAAAUGAACUUGAGAAGAGUAGCCUUACGGAAGAGCAAGGGCAUCCUGUUGGAUCUCAGAACUCUUCUGACAGCACUCUUAGAAGCACCAAAAGACAGAAGCUGAGCUCAUCCCCCGAUGGUGAGAAUAAUUCUGGAAGCAUUAUUCGGAUCCGGUUGCCUCUCCAAAGGCAAAAUGAUCCAGAAGUGUUACCCAGCAAGGAACAGCCUUGCACUGCCUCUGGGGGGACUUAUGAUGCAUGUACUCAAGUGAUGCAGGAACAGUCUCACAGAACAGGCUUGGAAGAGGGAGAACGGCCCUGUUCUACUUCCACAGAGAUGUGUCCAGAACUCAUAUUAAGGAUCAGUGAAGAAAAACCUUGUGACGCUACAAGAGUGUCCGAAAGUUCUGCUCAGAUGGCCGAAACUGUUGUGCCAUCAAGCUUGUGCUGCUGCUCCCCUCAAUCUUUAAAAUUGAGAGAUUUUAUUGAGAACUGGGUUUCACCUCCAAUGGAACCUGACUGCAGUUCUGAUGAUAUGGAGUGGCUGUUUGGGACAAAGCAGGACAAGAAAUGUGGAGCCAAAAUUGCUAAAGUGGGAAGUCUUGGUCUACCUCAUGCAAACUACACUACUUUGCCACAUGCUUGCUACUUGCCUGAGGCUGAUAUAUAUGCUUUACCAUUCACCUUGCCAUACUGAUAUGCUCUCGUGAAAAUUAAAUGCAGGAGCUAAAUUUCCAGUAAAUUUGUGCACUGUUAGUUGUUGGCAGUGCUGAGAAGUGUGAACUGAGUUUGCUGUCAAACAUUUCUUGAUAUGUGUUGACUGUUGAGAGACUCUGGAUCCAUUUGUUGGGUAAAUGUUGUGCGGAGAUGGUUAUAGAUGGUUAGGGAUUGACUAGUCGAUUAUUUCUUGUAGGAAGUAAAAAUUAGAAAUGUACCACAGGGCUUAUUCUUCUCUAUUAAUAUAAUCAUCUAAUCUUCCAGAA